CAUAACUACUCCGUUGUCUCCAAGAUGUCCAAACGUACACUGGACGCCUUCUUCCCCUUCGCAAACGGCCCGAAAAAGGCUCGCAUCAGUCACACAUCGGACUCGGCCCUUCAAACAGCGGCUGCUCUUGCAUCCAGUGAGACGGCAAACCAUUCGACAUACCCAUGGCCAAUCCCUCAUCUCCCGGCCCAUAUCACCGAGGAACUGGAAUUGCUAGUGACAGCUCAGGGCAAAGAGAUUAAAGAUCAGCCACAUCUCGAUCUCCUAUACUUUCAACCCUUCAUCCCAAGGUCCAUUGAGCGUGAACUAUUCAAUUUUCUUCGCUCCGAACUCUUUUUCUAUCGCGUUAAAUAUACAAUCAAGCGGUUUGGAAAGGAGACGCUCAUAAAUACUCCACGCUUCACAACGGUCUUUGGCCUCGAUGAAACAAGCCGGUUUCUUGACGGUGGCAUCAAGAUCGUUGAAGCAUCAGACGAAUCCAAGCCCGUUCGCAAGGAUAAAUACAAAUGUCGCCCACGGCCACUCCCAGAGUGCCUUGACUUCCUCCGUCGCGUGACAGAAGCGAAUACCAAUACCAAGUACAAUUUCUGCCUGGUCAAUUAUUAUGCGUCAGGAAGUGAUAGCAUAUCAUUCCAUAGUGAUGAUGAGCGCUUUCUAGGUCCAGAUCCGGCCAUUGCAUCCUUCACGCUGGGCGCAAAACGGGAUUUUCUGAUGAAACAUAAGCCUCCGAAGGAAGGCGAGCCGAAACUUGAGACUAAAGACAUCAAACUCCCGUUGGCUAGUGGUGAUAUGGUCCUGAUGCGAGGGCCAACACAAUCCAACUGGCUGCACAGCAUUCCCAAACGGAAAGGCGGCGAGGCAGACAAAGGUCGCAUCAACAUCACCCUGCGCAGGGCAAUGAUUCCCGCUGGCACCGAGAAUUAUUAUCGAUACAAUGUCGGCGAAGGUGGCGUGUACAAAUGGGACGAUUUCAAACAGGAGAUGAUGCCCUGGCCAGUGCCCAAAGUCCCGAGCUAACAGAAUGUCGCUUAACUUGUCUUCUUUUUUCGCUUGAAGAGAUCCAAUAUCAUCCUCGUGACGGACUUGUAAAUGGUCUUCCCCUCUACGGUAUGCGUAUAAAAGCCAAAAGCCGCCAAGAACGCAAUGGACAACACCGAAACGACCAAGAAGCAAAGCCAAUACGUCUCGAGAUCGUACUUCUCCGUGAUUUCUGGUAACUGGAUCGAGAAAUAUGCAGUCAUCAGACUGACCGGUAAGAAAAGAAUGGUCGCUUUGGCCAACAGGAUCGUUGUUCUAGUCAAUCGUUCAACAGCCUGCGAUUCCUUCAGCGUGACCAAGUUGAAAUUCUAUCAUAUGGACUCCUUUUCUUUCAAACACUCUUCAAUCUCCGUCAAAGCAUACAAGCGUAUGCGAUCAAGCAAUCUUUCAAACCGCACCACAGCCGACAUACUCAACUUGACACUCAGACUGGAGUCUUCGUCCAGAUACAUAAGAUCGCUCGGGUGCAUCUGUGCGGCCGACAUCUCGCUGAGGUCACCCCAAGUCUGUUGUCGCUCCAGAGCAGCCGGCGGGGUCGACAUCGACAUGAAAUCCGGAGCCCUCGCGGCACGCUGACGAUGGAGCAGUCUCGAUACAAUAAGCUCAUAACUCUGAUACAUCAACUUCAACACCGUCAGCUGUCGUCCUGUAUUAUGGACUUGCUCAAUGAGUGACACAUCGGCCGCGUCGAACAUAUCCUUUCUCAGCGUCUCCAAACUCGAGCGGUACGGGUGUUCCUUGCGUGCGAUCAAAUUAUACGUCGACACCCAAUCGUCAAAGAGGUAAUAGAACAAGAGACUUGCAGCCUCGGUUUCGGAAUACUCCGUUUGAGAUUUCACGGAAUGCUCGUUCCACCGUACGCGGACUUUCAUUAACGCGCCUUGUGCAUCAUCCUGGUCGUGCAGUGAGGAGAGGUGUUUAAAGACGUUAAGCACGUUGCCCCUCAAUCGUUGGAUCGCCUUGGAGUCUGCAAUUGGCGGUCGCUCGAAGACGGAGAUGACUGUACCGUCAUCACAGAGGAGGAGAGACGUCCAGACGCGUUGGCCGGAUGGUCUGUCCUUACGAGUGUUCUUUUUCCCACUUAGAUAGAACAGAGCAUUGUACCCAACGUAGAUAUAAUGGCGUCCAAAGUCGACCGAGCAAAAGUGCCAAAGGCUAUCGACCACAUCGCGGAAGCCAAAGCCAUGAGAGCUUGGAGACGUCCUUUUGCUUUGGCCUGGUUGCAAGGGCUCACUGAGCGGUGUACUCUGCGUCGAUCCUUUUUCGAGGUCCAUUGUCUGCGAGGUCUGUGCAGUUGUCGCUGUC
Messenger RNA from Exophiala oligosperma, 2343 nucleotides. RefSeq lists its product as uncharacterized. The record is from RefSeq and is a predicted model, not a curated record. The coding region runs from base 25 to 1017 and encodes 330 amino acids. NCBI's taxonomy places the organism in Eukaryota, Fungi, Ascomycota, Eurotiomycetes, Chaetothyriales, Herpotrichiellaceae. Gene Ontology annotation, biological process: DNA repair. The transcript is spliced from 2 exons.